Messenger RNA from Stylonychia lemnae, 348 nucleotides. NCBI's taxonomy places the organism in Eukaryota, Ciliophora, Spirotrichea, Sporadotrichida, Oxytrichidae. The record is from the annotation of a GenBank genome assembly.
AUGGACUUCUUUGGCUAUCCAGUUUGUAAGGAAGAGUAUGCACAGAGACUUAGAGAGAUGAUUGCUGAGAAGACAGCUUUUGUAGUCAGCACUACCUACUGCUCUUAUUGCAAUAAAGCAAAGUCUCUCCUAGAUAGAAAUAAGAUUGAGCACAGUGAGAUUCUUCUAGACACACUUAAUGCUAAUGAUCAGAUGGAAAUCUCAAAUUGCAUUUACGGCAGAAAUCCCAGAUAUGUCCCAAUAGUUUUCUUAAAAGGAGAGUAGAUUGGAGGAUAUGGUGAACUUAUGCAAAUGUAAUCAGACGGGUCCCUAUAGUCUAAGUUUGGUCCCAGUGCUGAUAUUGUCUGA